Messenger RNA from Talaromyces proteolyticus, 961 nucleotides. RefSeq names its product putative short-chain dehydrogenase. NCBI's taxonomy places the organism in Eukaryota, Fungi, Ascomycota, Eurotiomycetes, Eurotiales, Trichocomaceae. The record is from RefSeq and is a predicted model, not a curated record. The transcript has 5 exons. Bases 1 to 915 code for a protein of 304 amino acids.
AUGUCUACAUCUGGCGCGGAUCGCAAAACGAAAUGGGACAUUGUCUCUGAAAUACCCAGUCUUCAUGGUAAGGUAGCCAUUGUAACUGGUGCAAAGUCCUUGGAAAAGGCUGAUAAAGCAAUCAAGCAAAUGAAAGAGGAUAAUCCCUCACUUGCUCGUGAUGACUUGCUCCAUCCUCUUGCCCUCGAACUCGGCGACCUUCAGAACAUUAACACCGUAGCGGCGAAGUUCGCAGCUGAAGAGAAGAGAUUGGACAUCUUGGUGAAUAACGCUGCAUUGCUAGCUAGGCCUCUGGACUUGGAUAAGAAUGGGAUUUCGGUGUCCUUUGCAACCAACCACCUCGCCCCUUUUCGUUUGACAACCGCUCUUCUUCCCCUCCUCAAGAAAACGGCAGCGGAGUACUCCGGAGUUCGCAUUGUAAAUGUUGGCUCUGAUGUCCAUCUUAAGCUCCCACCGAGCAUCCAGCUCAACAAUAUUGCCGACUUCAAUCAAUCUUUUGGGUCCACUGAUAGUGCAGAGAGCAAUCUAUUUCGCUACGCGCUAUCCAAAUUGGCAAACCACCUCUUCAGUGCUGAACUCCAGCGACGACUAGAUGCAGAGAAAGUCCCUAUCGUCACCGUUGGACUGCACCCUGGUUAUGUUUUGACCGACGGUGCAAACAGGCAUAUCGACAAGUAUCACUCGGAUAUACGUGAGAGCAUCGUAGUAAGGUCACUUUCGCCACUUGAUGGUGCGUUGACAACCGUAUUUGCUGCGGCCCACCCGGAAGUAUGGGAGAAGAGGGAUUUAUAUGGUGGUGCCUAUGUUGAACCAUACGGACGUAUAGAGCAACCAAGUGAAGACGCGAGGGAUCCUAUUCUGGCGGCGAAUCUGUGGAAGUCCAGCGAAGAAGCUUUGCAGAGAAUUGGCGCUUAAGAGCAGAGAUCAUGGCCCAGCAAUGACAUGGAGCAAAUAAUAGAUU